AUGGGUCACAAUUCCCAAGCUAACGCCCUUCAAAGAAGAGCAAGAUGCUGGGGUAUUUUUCGAAGGAGAUUUCCAAAUUGGUCUGAACCAGUCAGUGCUGCCAUGAAUAUUUCAUCCCACCAGCAGCAAGAAGGAGAUUCAGCAAUGAAUGAUGCCCACAUGGAUUCUGGAGUUAGAUACACUCCCUAUGUCAUCCCAUCCCAUCAUUGGAGAAGCAAUUUAUACAAACAAGACCAGACCCAUGGUAAUAUGGAGAGAGCACAAAAACCUCCAGAGCGAAGAACCGAGGGAAACAGGCAGAAUGGAACCUUAGGGAGCUGGUUCAAGAUCACAAUUCCAUUUGGCAUAAAAUAUGAAGAGAAGUGGCUGCUGAAUUUGAUUCAGAGCCAGUGCAGUCUCCCUUUUACUCCGGUUGAGUUUCACUAUGAGAAAAUGCAGGCCCAGUUCUUUGUUGAGAAUGCCAGCAUUGCCUUCGCGUUGAAGAAUAUUGGUGAUAAGAUUCGGGAUGAGGAUAAUGAAAAGAUAUCAAUCUUUGUCACUCCUUCUGAGGUACCCUGCUCUAUUAAGGAUCUACAGUCAGAAAAGGUAGAGCAAGUGAAGUUGACCAUGAACAAACAAUGUGAUACCUCCCAUCAAGCUCUUGACAUUCAGAGACCCCCUGUUGAACCAAACUUGAUGACCCAUGCUAUUGAAAUGGCACCGAAUCCUAGAAAGCACAUGGUUACUUCCUUGAAUAUUCCUGAAGAGAACAAACCCAAUGUGAAGUCUGCAGGAAAGAUGGACAGCGGGAAAGGGCUGGAACCAGAAGAGAUGUGUGCAGACAGAAACUCUCUGUGCACCACCUUCCUGGAUAAGUCCAACAACAUGAACUCCAUCCUGGAAUUGUUUCCCAAGUUAUUAUGUCUGGAUGGGCAGGAGUCACCUAGACCAACUCUAUGUGGCAUUGAAGCUCACAAGAAGUUACCAACUUGCAAGGGAAGUUUCUUUGGAUCUGACAUACUGAAGAAUCUGGUCCUACAGUUCCUACAGCAGUAUUACUUGAUCUAUGACUAUGGAGACCGAAAGAGUCUCCUGGGCACUUAUCAUAUUGAGGCCUGCUUCUCUCUGACCAUUCCAUUCAACCCCAAGGAUCCAGCCCUGAACAGCUUUUGUGAGUAUUUCAAGUAUAACAGGGAUAUAAAGAAGCUCAAGAAUUCCUACCAGUGGAAGCAACUGAAGCACACAAAACGUGACAUCUUGGAUACCCUCUGCGUGCUGCCCAAGACUCGGCAUGACCUCAGCUCCUUUGUGGUGGACAUGUGGUUCCAGACGGAAACAAUGCUCUGCUUCUCUGUGAAUGGUUUGUUCAAGGAAGUGGAAGGAAAGUCCCCGGGCUCUGUUCGUGCCUUCAUCAGAACCUUCAUCGCUAUUCCUGGAAGCAAUUCCAGCCUGUGCAUCAUCAAUGAUAAGCUGUUUGUGCGGGACACUAGCCCCCAGGGGAACCAGAGCCCCUUCUGCAUCCCUGUGGCCACAUAUUCCUCCACCUCUGUGCCUGCCCUCUCCCAGGAGCAGCAGGAAAUGGUACAGGCUUUCUCUGUCCGGUCUGGGAUGAACCUCAAGUGGUCUCAGAAAUACCUUGAAGAGAACCACUGGGACUACUUCAGAGCUACACAAGUUCUUUCUAUGCCCAAGGUAAAGGGCAUGGUCCCAGAGGAGACCCUCAAAAAGACUGAUCCUGAAUCUUAA
Molecule: messenger RNA, 1725 nt
Organism: Marmota flaviventris (yellow-bellied marmot)
Lineage: Eukaryota; Metazoa; Chordata; Mammalia; Rodentia; Sciuridae
Gene: Nxf3
Product: nuclear RNA export factor 3
Biological process (GO): poly(A)+ mRNA export from nucleus
Cellular component (GO): cytoplasm; nucleus
Molecular function (GO): RNA binding; protein binding
Source: RefSeq, a predicted model, not a curated record